AUGGGAAACACAAUUUUUUCCGAAGAACUUGAUCAACUCCACGAUCAUCUAAAGGCCUUUUAUUUUCUAUCAUCAAAUGCAUAUUUACAGGCAGUUGUAAUAGAGAAAGCCAUACUCGAGAUCGAACACUCUAUAGGAGAAAUGCAACUCAUUCUUGAUCAUUGCCUUUUGGGUUUACCCACAAACAACAGAGGAUUUAAAGUUUACAAUAUGCCUGGGUCAUCUUCAUCUUCAUUAAGUAUCAGAGAACCCUGUUUCUGUAGGCAUAUGAAAAAAGCAGAUGAGAUAAUUCUGUCUAUUCCUUCUGAUGCUGCUUCGAAGCUGUGGGGUGUUGAUAUGGGCCCUACAAAUGUGGACAUACAUACUGAUGAUGGCCACAUUUAUAAUGUUUGUUUAACCUACUCUAAAGGAAAUUUGUUCCUUUUUCAUGGAUGGUCCAAUGUAACACAACAUUUGGGACUAUCCGAAGGAUGUUUUAUAGUAUUCAACCCCAUCGAUUGUACUACGUUUAAAUUAACCCAUUUCAUUGAUGGUGUUAGUGGUAGCUCUUUUUGGACAUAUCUCCUACCUUUAUCAUCGCAUUUUUAUUUAUCUUAUAUGAUUUAA
Molecule: messenger RNA, 606 nt
Organism: Helianthus annuus (common sunflower)
Lineage: Eukaryota; Viridiplantae; Streptophyta; Magnoliopsida; Asterales; Asteraceae
Exons: 7
Coding region: 1-606 (201 amino acids)
Source: RefSeq, a predicted model, not a curated record